AUGCCCAGCAGCAAGCGAAGCCCCCAUGCACCCAGACCCAACGUACCGGAUGAAGAUGACGAUGUGCCAACUGUAGCUAGGCGUAGCUCCAAAUCGCCCAGCAUCGAACGACGCCAAUUGCAGCGAGAAACCACAUUUGAGACAGACGUAGAGCGUGCCUAUUCGCCGGAGCGCUACGCCCGCAUCGAUGACCAGAUUGUUAUCGACGAGAGCAGCUUGGAGGUCAGGCAGCGUCCCUUGGAAGGCGGCGAUAAGCCCCGGGAGAUACCGGCCACAUUUGCGUCGAGGCCCAAAGAGUCGCCUCGGCAGAGUCCCGAGAAGCAGUUGCCCUCGCCGCGCGCCCUUAGCCCCGAGAGGCAACCGGCUGCUCGGCCACGCUCGGUUAGUCCCGAAAAGCAGCUGCCCAAAGAAUCGCAGCCUCAACUGCCAGGUUCGCUUCCAUCAAAGCCGAAAGAAUCAGCAUCGAGGCCAACGUCUCGUCAGACUAGCCCCGAAAAGCAAAUGCCCUCUGUUAAGCCUAAGGACUCGCCACGUUGGAGUCCCGACAAUCAAUUGUCCUCAACGGUGGUUAGGGAUUCGUGUCCUGACAAUCAGUUACCCGAAACUCUGACUAAGGAACUUCCGAAAGAAACGCCUCGUUCGGGCAGCCCUGAAAAGCAAUUGCCUAGCUCGCCGAAGCCCAAAGGCAAUGAGCCCGCUGAUGAGCCGCGCUCAGCUCCAGCCGAGCCUAGAGAUGGUGGCAAGCCGAGCCCCGACGACAAGCAGCAGCCCACUCAGUUCCCAGAGGACGAGUUCUUCAAGAGCACUGUGACCCAACGAGUAACUAAUACAACGAAAAAUUUCAAUGACGAAUUUAUAACAAACGAACGCCAGCAUCAGCCACGCAAGCCGGAGGAAAUUCCAGAUAAGAACAAAGAUAUGAUCGAUAGACCUAGCUGUAAGCCAGCUUCACGUGAGUCACCCGAGAGGCCGGAUGGCGGCUUCAUAUCAAAGAGCCCAGAGCCGGAGGAAGACCAGAAGCCCACCUAUCGCAAGAAGGGUCUGACACGUCGCGAGACCUUUGAAGAUCGUUGUCGCAAGAUCCUGGGCAUGGAGGAGGAUGGCGAUACGCAGGGCAGCUUUGUGCCAAAGCCCGAGCAGGAUGAUGAUGACACUGAUGAGCAGAGAACAGAAACGUUGGCCAAGAAGACGGAGACUUUUGAGUUUAAAAUCGAGGACUGCCCCGACGACGACGACGAGGAUGAUAAGCCCAGGCGCGUGACCGAAACGUAUGUCAUACGCACGCAGCCUGUCAUCAAGGUAGAUGAGCCACUGUCGGAGCCAGAGACGGUGCAGAUCACUGAGACGACGGAAAUCGAAACAGUGGUUAGCACAGAGAAAACGAUUGGCGAACAGAGAUCCGUGCCUGCGGGUGUAGAUGCACCACGCCCUGUCGGAGGCCGUAAGCCUAAAGAUGAGGUAGAACCUAGAAGCCCCAAAGAUGAUGCGGAGCUGGUUAAUGUAGAAGAAGAGACGACAACAAUAACAACGAAUCGUACGUCCAUGUCGCCUAAGGGUCCUCUGCCCAAGGAUGAGGUAGAGCCACGUUCCACAUCUGGUAAAUGGCCAAAGGAUGAGAAACCACAACGUCCCUCGUCUACCCGACUUUCCAAGGACGAGAGCGAGCUCAUAAAUGUGGACGAAGAGACAACCACAAUCAUCACGAAGCAGUCAAGCAGGUCGCCAACACUUGAUCGUAAAGCGCCUCUGCCUAGCUCGGAAGACGAGGACGAGCCAAUAUCGAAGGAUAAGACAUCGCCACGCUCUACGCCUGGCAGAUGGCCCAAGGAUGAUGCAGAGUAUAUAAAUGUGAAAGAAGAAACAACUAUCGUUACCACUCGCCAGGAGCCUUUGCCCGAUACAGAGGACGAGGAUGAGCCACGUCCAAAAGCAAGUGGAAAGCCUAAGGCGAAGCAUCCCAAGGAUGACGCAGAGUUUGUCAAUGUUGAAGAGGAAACAACAACUGUCACAACGAAGCGAACGUCAAAGACUCCCACACGCAAAGAGCCCAUGCCCCAUCCAGAGGAUGAUGACGAGCCGAAACAGCCCAAGUCGAAGGAGCCAACGGGUAGACAGCCAACAGAUGAAUUCAAGCCACGUCCGACACCCAAUUACUACUCCAAGGACGUUGAGUUUAUCAAAGUGAGCGAUGACACGACCAUAAUCAUGACAAAGCGCCCGGCCAAGUCGCCAUCGCCCACACGCAAGGACUAUUCGCCUUAUCCAGAUGAGGAGCCUACAGCUAGGCAACCCACAACUGGCAAGCAACCCAAGGAUGAUGCUGAGUAUAUAAGCGAGAAGACAACUGUGGUGCUAACUAAACGUCCUUCCAAGUCGCCAUCGCCCACACGCAAGGAGCCCGUGCCACAAACUGAGACAAAACACUUUGUGACCGAAAAGAUAAUCGAUUGCAAUGGCAAGACCGUCUUGGAGAAGAUCAGCAAGACUCAAAGACCCACGGGACCCGCCUCGUCGCCCAAGACGAAGAAGCAGCCCUGCGAUAGCGAGCCAGAGGAGGGUAAGCCCAAGCAGCCGGACUCCAGGAAACCCUCGACUAGCAAGAUCGAAACCGAGCGACGUAAUUCACGCACCACCAAGACCAGCACCACCACCAACAAGCAGCCUGUGAAGGAAACCCAGCCCAAGGCAGUGAAGAGUCCGCGCAAGGAGUCGCUGCCCAAGCGAGAGCCUGCCAAGCGCGAUAGCCUGGUGGAGGAAACACGCACUACCUCCACUACCUCCACAGCAAGCACUACCAUUCGCAAGGAUCGAAAGCCCAGUGAUGGUAAUAUCAAGGAUCGCUUGCGCUCGUCGCCUCGCAAACAGAAACCUCAAACGGACGACGUGGACGGAGAGUCGUCCUCGCCGGAUACGAGCCCCACGCGUAUUCCCAGCGAGCGUCGUCGCUCGAGCAACAUCUCAGUGCACACUGAGAUCAUCAUAGAUCAUACAGCGCCCAAGACGCCGUCGCCCAAAGCCGAGCGCAAAGUGACGCCCAAGGCUGCAGCAAGUCCGCUGCGCAAGCUGCCGGUGACGGAGCGCAAGGAAUCGGCGCCAGUGCCGCGCGUUACCCGUCGCGACAAGGACAAGGUGACCCGAUCCACCAGCGAGAAUGUCAUCAAGGUGGUCAAUGGCAAGCCCAGGCCAGCACAGCCCGAGAUGAGCAGCUUGAAUCCGAGCUCGGCUCAGAGACCCAACACAGAUCGCAAUCGGGCCAGCAAAUGCUUCACCACGCGAACCAUCAACCUCAGCGAGCAGCUGAUUAAUAGCGAGGACAUGGAGGAUGUCAUCAUUGAUAUACAGCAAGCGAAGAGCUCUAGGGAGCCAUCGCCGGAUCGCAUUGUUCCGACACCGGUUCCAGCUGAGGUGGAGACGGGCAAGCCGCGCUAUCCCGACACUGUGCAGGAGCCGGACGACGAGCCGCGCAGGAAGCCCAUUGUCACGAAUAUACCCAUCUUUGAGGAGGAGGCCAAUGCCUAUGUGGGCUGUCAGAUAUCCGAGCUGCGCAAUCCGAAUGGCAUCGAGGCGGACAUCCACGACAAUCCCACCGUGGAGGCGCCAAAGAGUCUGGACUAUGCAACAGCCAAUCCAAGCAAUGGACAGCCUGGCAUCGACGUGGACGAAUGCCUGCUGAGUGUACACGAGAAGGUGACCAAGUUCACCCACACCGCCGAGCAGGUGAAGCAGCCGAAAUCCUCGACACCCUUUAGCCGCCAGUUCGAUGAGCAUGCCAAGGUCUCGGCCAGCGAUGAGUGCUUGCUGAGCAUUGACGAGAAGGUGGAUCGAUUUUUGAAGACCGCCGAGAAUAUAACCAAGCAGCCGUUGAGCACGCCCACGCGCGAAAUCGAGCGCCCCAGCUUUGAGGACAUCGACGAGGAGCUGCGCCAGGACGACUGCAUACUGAGCGUUUCGCAGAAGGUGCACAAGUUCAUUGACACCGCCGAGAAGCUGGCGCCAAGUGCACCACAGAAGUCGCCGCGACUGGUGGCCAACAUCGAGCGCCACAUCUCGCGCCAGAGCGAGCCGGAGCUGGAUCAGGAAUCGGAGCCGGAGCAGCCCUCGGAUGUGGAGCCAGAUGAUGAGCUAUUGCCCAUGUCGAAGCACCACACAACAGCCAUUGAGCUGAAGCGCCAGAAGGACAUACUCAAUCGCCCCUCGGUCUUCAAUCAGCGCAAGCCAGCCACGCCCAACGGCAACAGCAAGCCACGCGGCACCGCCAGUCCAAGCACAACACUCAUAACGGAGGAACGUAAAUCGUAUCGCAAUCAGAGUGCGCCAGCCUCGAGUCCGGGUGCACGUUCGCCAACGCGCAGCACCGCUGCACCACGCAAACCCUCCUUGGAGCAACCACGCGGCAAGCCAAGCGAACCGGAGCGCAGCAGCAGCAGCAGCACCACCAAGCGUAGGGAGCAUAUAACGGAGCAACAGUGGGUGAUCAGUGACGUGGACGUGGAUGUUGAGGAGGUGGGUCCGGCUCCACCUUCCCACAGCGCCAGCCCGCAGCCAACAGCGCCAGGCCGACGUCCAACCACCAGCAGCACCGCCAACGUAACAAAGUCAACUCCACGCAGCUCCACUGCACCACGCAAGCCUUCGCUGGAGUCGCCGCGUAGCAAACCGAAUAGCGAGCAACCUAAAGAGACGGAGACCGGCACACGCCGAGCCACCAGCACCACUAGCACCAGAACCACAAUCAAGCGUGCCGAGCAGUGGGUGCACAGUGAUCUUGAUGUGGAUGUUGAGGAGUAUGAGCCAGUGGGUCCAAAGGGCGCAUCGCCUAGCAGACGCACCACCACUGCCACCACAAAGACAACCACACGCAGUGCUGCUGCACCACGCAAGCCCUCGCUCGAGUCGCCACGCUCCAAGCCAAGCCCGACCACCGAUGAGACUGCAGAGACCGAGACAGAUACACGCCGCACCACCAGCACCACCAAGCGUGGCGAGGAGUGGUUGCCAAGUGAUGUGGAUGAGCUCAACCACAGUCCCAGGCAUAGCCACAGUGGCAGUCCACGUCAAAUGUCGCCACAACGACGCACCGCCACCACCACCAAGCCCGACAGCACCACCAAUUCGAAAUCCACCGUAGUUAAAGCGAGCACUGAGCACAGCACCACCAAGCAUACAACAACAACAACAACCAAUCGAACCCAUAGCCCAACUAACCAAGCUCCCCUUGCCAGCUCCCCUGACACUGAACCACACGUUGAACCACUUUUAGACCGCAGCCGCCCCACCCAUCAAUCAUCGCCCGGACGCACCGUCGCCUCACGCCGCAACAUCUUUGAGAAGCAUUCGCCCAGCCCCACCACCACCGGCACCACCAGCACCACUGCUGCCACUGAGCCGAGCGGACGUCGUCCCUCCUACAUGGAUCACACGAAGAGCUCCCUGGAGCACAUUCGUCGCGAUUCGCUGGAGAUAAACAAGACGCAUUAUUCCCGCAAGUCCUCGGUGGAGGAUGAGACAAUGCUGGAGCCGCGCAAUCCGAAUGCGGCCGUUAAGUUCGAUGUGCCGAAGCGCGGCUCACGGCCCGAGACGGUGCGCACCACCACCAGCAGCAGCACCACCGAUGAGCUGGAGAUUGAGGAGAUCUUCGAUCUGCAGACGCUGGAGCAGCUGCUGGAGACGGUGAGCAGCUACGAGCUGCGUCGACGCAUUCGCGCCCAGAUACGUCUGAUCAAGAAGAACAUGAUCAAUGCGAACAGCAGCACCACCAUCACCACAACCACCAUAACGACCAAGGGCAGGCAGCCAGAGCAGCUGCAGCCGAGAAGCCAAAGCUCGACGCCCAGCCGCAGUCCGAUGCCAGUGCGCCGCAUGCCGGAGCAACCGCAACGUGAACGCAGCCAGAGCCCGGAGGUGAAGGGCAGCACCACCACCAGCAGCACCACAACGACCUGUCGUCGCACUGAGCAGCUGGACAGCGGCAAGCCGCCGGUGAAGCCUCGUGAUCGCAGCGCCAGCCCAGUGCAGGCGCCUCGUCGUCGCAGUCCAACGGGCAAGUCCUCGACCACGACAACAACAACCACCACACGCACCACCAAGCAGGGCAAGCUCAAUCCGAGCGAGAAGUCGAGUCCCAUUUGGGCAGAUCGUAGCAAGGUGUUGCGAGCCUCUGGCUCUGCUUCGCCCACGCCGCGAAAGGGCUCCAACACCAGCACCACGAGCACCAGCAGCAGCAGCCGAGUGAUGCGCAGCAGCAACACCACCAGCAGCAGCAGCAGCACCACCACCACCAGCAGCAGCAGCAAGCGACGCGAGGAGGACUCCAUUACGUCCAGCUAUGGCGUCGGCCCAACCGAUGAGAAUGGACUGCCCCUGUUUGGCAUUAGGGCGCUCAAGAAGAAGACGCAGCCGCCGAUGGAGAAAUGUGAGACAAAGCAAGAAGUCACAGGCUAUGUCAUCGAGGAGCAGUUCUAUUCGGACGACAAGUCGCCGCCACGUCAUGAGCGCAAGGAGCUCAUCUAUUCGAGCAAUCCGGAUGAGCUGGUAACGCUGCAGCAGCAGCUGGACACCGUCCAGCCUUCAGAUGGGCAGAGGACAAAGUUGGAGCGCGAGGUGAAGCUGAUCGAUGUGCAGGGCAUGCCCGCGGCCAUUGAGCCGCCGUCGGGCAAGCGACGUGGUUCGAUAAAGGAGCUAAGCGAACGUUUCAUACAGAAGGAAUCGAUGCUGGCCGACGAGGAGACGGAGGACAGCGAAUCGAACGAUGUGUGCAGCGUCAUUGAGCUGGAGGCGCCGCAGAUGCGUCAGCAUCAGCAGCAGCAUCAGACCAGCAGCACCACGCGCACCAGCUCCAGCACACGCUCCUUCCUCAACACCAGCGGCGAGGAGCGAGCUGUGAGCAGUGUCGACGAUGUCCUCGAACGCAUGCGCAAUGCCGACAAUGUGGUGGAGCCCGGCGACAGCGCCGAGGAUCGCGAGGCACGUGCUCUGCUCAACAAAUUCCUUGGCGCCAGCGUCAUCAUGCAGGGCGUCGAGUCCAUGCUGCCGGCGGGCCAGCGACAGCAGCCGCUGUCGAGGGGCAGCAUCGGCAGCAACAGCAGCAGCAGCCAAGCGGUAAGUGAUCUAGACCCAGAGAUACCCUUCUAG
Messenger RNA from Drosophila navojoa, 7131 nucleotides. RefSeq names its product smoothelin-like protein 1. Gene Ontology annotation, molecular function: protein binding. NCBI's taxonomy places the organism in Eukaryota, Metazoa, Arthropoda, Insecta, Diptera, Drosophilidae. The record is from RefSeq and is a predicted model, not a curated record.